Molecule: messenger RNA, 690 nt
Organism: Lactuca saligna
Lineage: Eukaryota; Viridiplantae; Streptophyta; Magnoliopsida; Asterales; Asteraceae
Source: the annotation of a GenBank genome assembly
AUGCAUAAACCAAUAACCAACCUUUUCUCUUCUCAACCUACUAAAGAUGAGAGAGUGGUUCAAGAAGAAAAAUCAAGUGAUGAAGGGAUCAUGGUGUCUUUUGCUGAUUUUCAGUUUAACCCAGACGAGGAUAAUGUGCCUGAUAACAUGAUCAUGUCAGGUAAACAAUUUAAAAACCUCAACAACAAAAUCAAUUCUCCUUUUCAAAUACAAGCAGAUAAUGGGGGAAGGAACUUCAAUACUGAGGUAGAGAUGGAGCACUUGUUGAAGUCUCAGGAGAAUCGUUUUAGAAGCUUAGUUGAAAGCCUUGAACAAAAACUGGUCGAAAGGAAAGUUGAUGUUAUUACAGAUGCUAUCACAAAGUUGGUCGAUUUUAAUACUUACUAUUCGACCAAGCUUGAAGUAGAAUCGGAGAAGGAUUCCCAGACUAAUAUCAAAUCAGAGCUUACUCCCAUCCUUGAGUUGGUUCUUCAAUUACCAACGAAUGCUCCACCUGCUAGGCAAGUGUCACAAGGGGGAGAUAAAGGAUGUGGAGGUGUUGGGUCUUCGAAGGAUUCUGAGAAAGGAGUUGUUGUUGGAAAAGUGAUUUCGAUUCAAAUGUCGACUUCACUUCCUAUCUCACUGACCACAACUUCAACAACAAGACCAUUAAGAAAAUGGAUCAUAAUAAACGAAGGAGUUAAAGGUUAA